Molecule: messenger RNA, 126 nt
Organism: Racocetra persica
Lineage: Eukaryota; Fungi; Glomeromycota; Glomeromycetes; Diversisporales; Gigasporaceae
Source: the annotation of a GenBank genome assembly
ACCCAAGCCCGACAGAAAGCCUAUCAUGAUACCCACUACAAAUUAGCUCCGGGUUUGACAUUGGUGAAAAAGUGUUGUUGUAUAAGACCGCAAAGGAACAAUCCAAAAGUAGCAAGUUCGAGCUGA